Molecule: messenger RNA, 1076 nt
Organism: Malus domestica (apple)
Lineage: Eukaryota; Viridiplantae; Streptophyta; Magnoliopsida; Rosales; Rosaceae
Product: BAG family molecular chaperone regulator 2
Molecular function (GO): protein binding
Source: RefSeq, a predicted model, not a curated record
GCCUAGUUAUUGCUUAUAUUAAGCUGCCAACUCCAACACUCUGAACUCCCCAUUUCCUCUCAUUUCUCCUGAGCAGUUUGGGUAGUUGAGAGAAAAAAGCACAAAAAAAGUGCUUGUGGAAAAAAGCAUAGAAAAUUUGAAAGAUGAUUAAGUUGAGGUCAAACAGGUUUUGCAGAAGCUUUAGCAGUUGCAAGCUCAUCAGCAGCAGCAGUAGUAAAAGCAAGAGUAAAGCUGCUGAUCAAAAGGAGUUUGGAGGAGGGAAUAUUAAUAACAAUGGUGAAAUCAAAUGGGAGCGUCGGCCGGGAGGCAUGCUUGUUCAGACAAGGGAGACAGCGGCCGAAAGCAGUGCCGGAGAAGGCAUGAUCACGGUUCGAGUGUCAACUGUGUCUCAUUUCCAUGACAUCUCCAUUGAAGCCACUUCCACAUUUGGCGAAUUAAAGAUGAUACUGUCGCUGGUGACUGGUAUGGAGGCAAGAGAGCAAAGGCUUCUUUACAAAGGAAAACAAAGAGAGGAUGGUGAAUAUUUACACAUGGUUGGAGUUAGAGACAAGGAGAAAGUGCUUCUGCUUCAAGAUCCAGCUAUCAAGGAAAUGAAGCUUCUUCAUGGAAUUGGAACUCCUUCGACUUGUCGUUCGAUUCGUGUUUGAGAAAUUGAGAAUCAUGAGAUUAUCUUUAGUUAAUCUCUGUUCAUUACUAACCAAAAAAGUGUAAUAUGCCUUCCUCUGAUGGAGAAAAAUGUUUGAUAGGGUUGUCGGAUCAGGGCAGAUGCACACUUAAUUAACGUGACUAAAAUAUAAAGAUGUCUCAUGUUUUUAUAAGAUGUGUCCUAUGAAUGACGUGAUCGAUGAUCAUUCUAAAGUUUUUCUCCGUCUCAUGACUUGGCUAGCUAAAUUAUGUUAUGAGAUAAUAGCUAGGGACUUUAAUUUUAUGUAACAUUUUGUGUCGGUUGGGGCUUUCUGCAACUAAAAAUUGUAAGCCACUGAAAUGCUGAUCCUUGUAAGCUUUGUAAUGACUGAUGGCAUAAACUCUGCUAUGUUUAUAAAAACAGAAAUGUUGAUUCCAUUUUCUUUCUUUUA